Messenger RNA from Lobosporangium transversale, 1870 nucleotides. Its product is annotated as Gar1/Naf1 RNA binding region-domain-containing protein. Lineage: Eukaryota; Fungi; Mortierellomycota; Mortierellomycetes; Mortierellales; Mortierellaceae. Gene Ontology annotation, molecular function: RNA binding. Gene Ontology annotation, biological process: ribosome biogenesis; pseudouridine synthesis; box H/ACA snoRNP assembly. The coding region runs from base 34 to 1833 and encodes 599 amino acids. The record is from RefSeq and is a predicted model, not a curated record. Gene Ontology annotation, cellular component: sno(s)RNA-containing ribonucleoprotein complex. The transcript has 3 exons.
GCCUUACAUUACAAAUAUUCAAUUACAUAUAAUAUGAUGGACAUGGAAACAAGUGAGAGACAAAACUCAGUUCUGGAGGAUACAGUCAUGGAAGGAGGGCAUGUCAAUAUUCAGCAUCCUGUAUCUGAACAGCCGACGCAAGUUACUCAACCAAUAGAACACGUUCAACCCACAAUAACAAAUAAUAAAAUGGAUCUUGACAGCCAUAUGACUGUAGCUUCUGAGAAACCACCUACAGGGCCUACAACUAUAGCUAAUCAGGAAGCACACACCGUUCCAGCAUUUACUCCACCGCAGUCAGCCAUAGAGCCAAAACAUUCAUCAGAUCAAGAUUCUUCUAUGGACCAAGUAGAACCGUUAACAGCCACAGAAAAUACGAAUUCCACUGAAGGAAGAAUUGAUGCUGCUUUAGCUGGGAAAGACACAGAGGAUGGUUAUGAAUCAAGUGACCUAGAGUCGAGUGAUAAUGAUGAUGAUGACGAACCGGAUUCAUCAGACUCAGACUCAGAUUCAGAUGUUGAUGUAAGCGCGAGAUAUUCAGCAAUGACGAUCGAAGAGCGAGAGAAGGCAUUGAUUGAAAUCGACGCUAUGGAUGAUGAAGAGGAUGCAGUGCCUGCAGAGGUAUUGCAUACCGCCAAUGAAAUUAUUCAGCUUCCUGUGGUCAAAAAACCUGAUAUUGUUCUAGGGCCGGAUACGACUUUGGAGCCAAUAGGCACUAUAAUGUCCAUUGUAGACAGCGUAUUGGUGGUCCAGGCUGCAUCCAGCGGCGAGGUCCGUGUCUUAGAUGCUGGGACCAUCACUGCAAUUAAGAAGCCGAAGGACGAGUCUGGAAGCGAGGUUCUUGGAGAGAUUUUUGAAACCUUCGGUCCAGUAGCAAGACCGCUAUACUCUAUCCGAUUCAACAAUGCUAGUGAGAUUCCAGCUCUUUGCACCAUAGGCUGUACCGUUUACUCUGUACCAGAAUACAGCUCAUUCGUAUUCACGGAACCGCUCAAGGCAUUAAGAGGAAGCGAUGCCAGCAACAAAUUUGAUGAAGAAGUGGAUGAGGUGGAGUUGGAGUUUUCCGAUGAUGAAAAGGAAAUGGAGCAUAAACGGAUGUUAAAGCAACAGCGUUUUCAGAAGCGGGGAGCAAAGGAGCGGAAAGCCCCUGGCAUGGCCGCCAAUAUCUCUGCUUCAUCGUCGGCCAUGAAUGAUGCACCUAAACUAUCAUCGUCAUCCACUACUCCUUCGGGUCCCUCCAACCGUCGAAAGCCCAUUCCAUUGCCUCGUAAUCCCCGAUAUGAUGAGCCAGAAGAUGGAUAUAAAAUUUUGCAACGUCCAGGAGUUGCUUCGCGCCCUGGUCAUCACACUAAUGCAGGGCCUAAUACAGUUCCAUGGUAUCAGCAGCAACAACGAGAGCUUCAGGACGUGAUGGGCACUUCACAACAUCAAAAUCCAGUUCAAACCCAAAUGUUGAAAGAACAAGAAGCCAUGCUUCAGUUUCAACGACAGCAACAAAUCCAGCAACAACUUUUACUUCAGCAGCAACAACAACAACAACUCUAUCAGCAACAACAACAACAACAGGCCGCUUAUCAACGGCAGAUUCAGGAAGCACAAGCGACCAUCUUGCGCCUUCAACAGCAGCAGCAACAGUUGCAACAACAGCAACAGCAACAGCAACUCCAAGCUCAAGUACAACAACAGCAGCAGCAGCAGCAACAACAACAACAACAACAACAACAACAACAACAACCUAAUGCAGCAAGUGAGCAGCGCCAGCAAAUUAUGAACCUACUCUCACCAUUGUUUUCUCCACAGAGCCAGCACCAGCAACAACAACAACCUCAGUAACCCUGUAAUCCCUUAAUAAAGCAUCUCUUGAAAAAGU